CGCACAUGUUUGCCAUCUAGCUGAUUUGACCAAAUUGAGUAAGCACUUAGUGUUAUCGAUAACUUUCUGUCUGCACCAGUCCAGUACCAAAACAUUUUGUAAAAUUAAUAAACGAAAUAUACCUAGGGGCCAUUAAUUAGCAUGAGUACACAACGCGGGAACGCAAGUCGCACACGUGCCCAAAAACACAAAAAUCGUCAUGUAUUCAAAAACGACUUGCAUGACAAGACGCCACAGCAGAUACGACUGAAUAAGAUGCACGUAUCGACGGUCUGCCAACGCUGCAAGGAGGUCAUCGAGUGGAAGAUCAAAUACAAAAAGUACAAGCCCCUGACCCAGGCAAAGACCUGUGCCCGCUGCCAACAGCGCACUGUGCGCAAGGCCUACCAUGUCAUCUGUCGGGACUGUGCUGUGAAGGACCAUGUGUGCGCGAAGUGCCUGAAGAGCGCCGACGAGGUGGCAAUCGAAGCGCCAGAGCCAACGCCUCAGGAGGAACAACAGCUGCAGGUCGAAAUGGACCGGCUGAUAAAAUCUUUUCCAGAGCGCAAGCGACGUGCAUUUCUCCGCUUCAUGGCCAAGGGACGUAAGCAGGAGACCGAGACCGAGGAGCCGGUUGAUGACGAGGAGCGGGAGGCGCAAGAGAAGGCGACGCGCGUCAGGCAUACGCGCGAGGAGCUGCUGGAGAAGAUCAAGCAGCUGAAUCUCGCCGAAGAGGACGAUGAUUACAACGACGAUGAGGACGAAGACGAAGAUGAGGAUGGGGACGGUGACGGGGAGGGUGAUUCGGAUCUCGACUCGGAUGAAUGCGACAGUGAGGAAAGCAGCGAUGAGGAGCAACAAAAACCUAAUAUAAGCGAUAAACUAGUAAACAAAUAGCAUUCAAAUGCCGAAAUAGUGUGAAAAUUAGGUUAUGAAAGCACAAUUUUUUUUUUGUAUAAAUUAAUUAUUAUCAUGAAAU
Molecule: messenger RNA, 958 nt
Organism: Drosophila virilis
Lineage: Eukaryota; Metazoa; Arthropoda; Insecta; Diptera; Drosophilidae
Source: RefSeq, a predicted model, not a curated record